Gossypium arboreum is the source of this 3731-nucleotide messenger RNA. RefSeq names its product aconitate hydratase, cytoplasmic. Gene Ontology annotation, cellular component: mitochondrion; cytosol. Gene Ontology annotation, molecular function: 4 iron, 4 sulfur cluster binding; aconitate hydratase activity. The coding region runs from base 450 to 3419 and encodes 989 amino acids. Gene Ontology annotation, biological process: citrate metabolic process; tricarboxylic acid cycle. NCBI's taxonomy places the organism in Eukaryota, Viridiplantae, Streptophyta, Magnoliopsida, Malvales, Malvaceae. The transcript is spliced from 20 exons. The record is from RefSeq and is a predicted model, not a curated record.
CUGGCAAAUCGUAACCGUGAUUUGACAUCUCCUUUGCGAAAGUUCAAAAGCUUCCUAACAUUCGAUACAAAUUUGCACAGACCAGCGUCACACAGCAACUCCCAUCUGAUCCCUACAUCACAUGGCUUUUGUUUCAUGAUGGGAAAAAUAGAUGGUAUCAAAGUGAUAAUAAUUAAUUUUAAAGAAAUAAAUUAAAUUAAACAAAUUAGUGAAUUAAAAAAAUGAUUGGUCGAUAAUAAUAGUGAUAAAUAUAACAAUUUUCUUUUUAACAGAACUGGAAUAGUCAUUGGAUACAAAUCUCUAAUUUAAACGCUAGGUAAUCAGCUGCGCUCACUCUCCACACGCCUUUCUCAAAAAGAAAAAAGAGCCAGAACUUGGACAUGAAUUUCUUCUGCUAACUGGUUACUGCCAUUUUUUUUUUUUUUUUACGUUAACUCCUGCGAUCUUUGAUGGCGGUCUCAUCUUCAGCUUCUUCCUCUCUCUUAAGGGCAGCGUCUUCAUACUCUCGAACUCGGUUCUUUCAUUCUUCGUUUCGGAAUCUCAGUCCAAGCUCUCCUUCGCUUCUCAAUCACCAACGAUCUCUUGCCUCCGCCGCCGUUCGUUCCUUCCAUUGCUCUCCGCGAUGGAGCCACCGUCUCGAUUGGAGAUCUCCUUUUAGCCUUCGUGCUCAGGUCAGAGCUGUUAAUCCAGUCAUCGAACGGCUUGAGAGGAAGUUUUCCACUAUGGCUGCUGAACAUCCUUUUAAGGCAGUCCUGACCAGUCUUCCAAAGCCAGGUGGUGGCGAGUUUGGAAAGUUCUAUAGCUUGCCUGCCCUGAAUGAUCCGAGGAUUGAUAAACUGCCCUACUCUAUCAGAAUCCUGCUUGAAUCUGCGGUUCGUAACUGUGACAACUUCCAAGUCAAGAAGGAGGAUGUUGAGAAAAUUAUUGAUUGGCAAAAUACAUCACCAAAGCAAGUAGAAAUCCCCUUCAAGCCAGCUCGUGUGCUCUUGCAGGAUUUCACUGGAGUGCCUGCUGUGGUCGACCUUGCUUGUAUGCGUGAUGCUAUGCACAAGCUUGGCAGUGAUACAAACAAGAUUAAUCCUUUGGUUCCGGUAGAUCUUGUCAUUGAUCAUUCAGUUCAAGUUGAUGUAACAAGAUCAGAAAAUGCAGUGCAAGCAAACAUGGAACUUGAGUUUCAGAGGAACAAGGAAAGGUUUUCUUUCCUUAAAUGGGGAUCUACUGCCUUCCAUAAUAUGCUUGUUGUUCCUCCCGGUUCUGGUAUUGUGCAUCAGGUUAAUCUGGAAUAUCUUGGACGAGUUGUUUUCAACACCAACGGCGUGCUUUACCCUGAUAGCGUGGUUGGAACUGAUUCCCAUACAACUAUGAUAGAUGGUCUUGGAGUAGCUGGCUGGGGAGUUGGUGGUAUUGAAGCUGAGGCAGCCAUGCUUGGUCAGCCUAUGAGCAUGGUUUUGCCUGGUGUUGUUGGAUUCAAGUUAUUUGGAAAAUUAAGAAAUGGUGUGACAGCUACAGACUUGGUUCUAACUGUGACACAAAUACUGAGGAAGCACGGUGUUGUUGGCAAAUUCGUUGAGUUUUAUGGGGACGGUAUGAGUGAACUUUCAUUGGCUGACAGGGCUACCAUUGCUAAUAUGUCUCCUGAGUAUGGUGCAACCAUGGGAUUCUUCCCUGUAGAUCAUGUUACUUUGCAGUAUCUGAAAUUGACUGGCCGAAGUGACGAAACUGUGGCAAUGAUAGAAUCAUAUCUCCGUGCAAAUAAAAUGUUCGUCGACUACAAUGAGCCCCAACAAGAAAGAGUGUACUCAUCAUAUCUAGAAUUAAACCUUGCUGAAGUUGAACCCUGUAUAUCUGGACCAAAGAGACCACAUGAUCGGGUUCCUUUGAGAGAAAUGAAGAGUGAUUGGAAUUCUUGUCUUAAUAAUAAAGCUGGUUUCAAGGGCUUUGCUGUGCCAAAAGAGGCACAGGACAAAGUGGCAAAAUUUUCGUUCCACGGACAGCCAGCAGAGCUCAGGCAUGGCAGUGUUGUAAUUGCUGCUAUUACGAGCUGCACCAAUACAUCAAAUCCUAGUGUCAUGCUUGGGGCAGGACUUGUUGCAAAAACGGCUUGUGAACUUGGUUUACAGGUCAAGCCUUGGAUAAAGACAAGUCUUGCACCAGGUUCAGGAGUUGUUACAAAAUAUUUACUGCAGAGUGGGUUGCAAGAAUAUUUGAAUAAGCAGGGCUUCCAUAUUGUUGGAUAUGGCUGCACAACUUGUAUUGGAAAUUCAGGAGAAUUGGAUGAAUCAGUUGCCUCUGCUAUUUCAGAAAACGACAUUGUAGCGUCUGCUGUACUUUCUGGGAACCGGAAUUUUGAGGGUCGUGUUCAUGCCUUAACAAGAGCCAACUACCUUGCUUCACCUCCUUUAGUGGUUGCAUAUGCCCUUGCUGGCACGGUUGAUAUUGACUUUGACAAGGAGCCAAUUGGAACUGGGAAGGAUGGUAAGAGUGUCUAUUUCAAGGACAUCUGGCCUUCUACUGAAGAAAUUGCAGAGGCUGUCCAAUCCAGUGUCUUGCCAGAGAUGUUCAAAAGUACUUACGAGGCUAUUACAAAGGGCAAUCCCAUGUGGAAUCAGCUAUCAGUGCCUUCUUCCACUAUGUACUCAUGGGACCCCAACUCAACCUACAUUCAUGAGCCUCCAUACUUCAAGAACAUGACCAUGGAGCCUCCUGGAGCCCAUGGCGUGAAAGAUGCUUACUGCUUAUUGAACUUUGGUGACAGUAUCACAACAGAUCACAUUUCUCCUGCAGGAAGUAUCCAUAAAGACAGUCCUGCUGCAAAAUUCCUACUUGACCGUGGGGUGGAGCGCAAGGACUUCAACUCUUAUGGAAGUCGUCGCGGUAACGAUGAAGUGAUGGCACGUGGAACUUUUGCUAACAUUCGCCUUGUGAACAAGCUGUUGAAUGGGGAAGUUGGCCCAAAAACGGUACAUGUCCCUACAGGAGAGAAACUCUAUGUAUUUGAUGCAGCAAUGAGGUACAAGGAUGCAGGAUAUGACACCAUUGUUUUGGCUGGAGCUGAAUAUGGAAGUGGUAGCUCCCGAGAUUGGGCUGCAAAAGGUCCAAUGCUAUUGGGAGUAAAAGCAGUAAUUGCCAAAAGUUUUGAGAGAAUCCAUCGAAGUAAUUUGGUAGGCAUGGGCAUCAUUCCACUUUGUUUUAAGUCUGGGGAGGAUGCCGACACACUAGGUUUAACCGGUCAUGAGCGUUAUACCAUAGAUCUCCCAAGCAAAAUAACCGAUAUAAGACCCGGUCAAGAUGUGACUGUCACGACGGAUAAUGGGAAGUCUUUCACCUGCACUGUCCGCUUCGACACUGAGGUUGAAUUGGCCUACUUCAACAAUGGCGGCAUACUUCCAUAUGUUAUUAGAAACCUGAUUAAGCAAUAAAUGCAUUGGCCCGGAGCCUCCAACCAUUUCUAGAUUCCCGACAAUUGUAAAAUGUGUGACGCAAAUAAAUGCUAUCAAUCACUGAUCGAUACUCUCCCAUCAAUGGGGCUUUGUAUUAGUUUUUUUACAGACAGGCAUUGUCCGUUGAUGGACGAACAACCUUUUUCGAGAAAUUUAGUAAAUUAUUUUAAUCGGCCUUGGUGGGGUUUAUUGCAUGUUUAGCUCUUUCACAACUGUGUAAUUAUUCAAUGUCUUUUACUCGGAGAUUACAACCACAAUAUUAAAUUAUGAUUGUAAUUUUGCGAUUUCAAA